GCUCGCGGAUUCCCCGCCCCACAAUUCUGGCCAGGGUCCUGGUGCGCACGGACGUGGCUCGAGUUUCCUCGGCUCUGGGCUCCUGCUCGCUUUCCCCUGUCUCGCUCCUCCUUCUCUCCCGGUCUCCCGCUCCAGUUCCACCCGGCCGGCCCCGCACGGCUCCGGGAAGCCAUGGAGGAUGUCACGCUCCAUAUCGUCGAGCGACCGUAUUCCGGAUAUGCAGAUGCCUCUUCCGAAGGCCCGGAGCCGACCCCAGGGGAGGCACCGGCCACUGAGGAGCCGUCGGGGACCGGCUCUGACGAGCUUAUCAAGUCGGACCAGGUAAACGGUGUCCUAGUGCUGAGCCUCCUGGAUAAAAUCAUCGGCGCCGUUGACCAGAUCCAGCUGACCCAAGCCCAGCUGGAGGAGCGACAGGCGGAGAUGGAGGGUGCCGUGCAGAGCAUCCAGGGAGAGCUGAGCAAGCUAGGCAAGGCGCACGCCACCACGAGCAACACAGUGAGCAAGUUGCUGGAGAAGGUGCGCAAGGUCAGCGUCAACGUGAAGACGGUGCGCGGCAGCCUGGAGCGCCAGGCGGGCCAGAUAAAGAAGCUGGAGGUCAACGAGGCGGAGCUGCUGCGGCGCCGCAACUUUAAAGUCAUGAUCUACCAGGAUGAAGUCAAGCUGCCCGCCAAACUGAGCGUGAGCAAGUCGCUGAAAGAGUCGGAGGCGCUGCCGGAGAAGGAGGGUGACGAGCUGGGCGAGGGCGAGCGACCCGAGGAGGACGCCGCGAUCGAGCUGUCGUCGGACGAGGCGGUGGAAGUGGAGGAGGUGAUCGAGGAGUCCCGCGCCGAGCGCAUCAAGCGCAGUGGCCUGCGGCGCGUGGACGACUUCAAGAAGGCCUUCUCCAAGGAGAAGAUGGAGAAGACCAAGGUGCGUACGCGCGAGAACCUGGAGAAGACUCGCCUGAAGACUAAGGAGAACCUGGAGAAGACGCGGCACACGCUGGAGAAGCGCAUGAACAAGCUGGGCACGCGCCUGGUCCCCGUGGAGAGACGCGAGAAGCUGAAGACAUCGCGCGACAAGCUGCGCAAGUCCUUCACGCCCGACCACGUGGUGUACGCGCGCUCCAAGACCGCCGUCUACAAGGUGCCGCCCUUCACCUUUCACGUCAAGAAGAUCCGCGAGGGCGAGGUAGAGGUGCUGAAGGCCACCGAGAUGGUGGAGGUGGGUCCUGAUGACGACGAGGUUGGCGCAGAGCGCGGCGAGGCCACCGAUCUGCUUCGCGGAAGCAGCCCCGACGUGCACACGCUGUUGGAGAUCACCGAAGAGUCAGAUGCAGUCCUAGUGGACAAGAGCGACAGCGACUGAGCAGGACUCUGCCCUGGAGGCCGGUUCCUGACCCUGCCGCUCCCUGACCCCCCACCCCUGCCCACCUCCUUUCUCUUUUCAAACUUUCUAUUUCGCAUUCUCUUCAGCCCCAUGCUGGUUGAGCUUUUUCUAAGCUGAAAACACACCCUGGAAGCGCAUCCCUUCAUAGCACAAGCCUUAGGCCGAGGGGAGGUGGUCUCCCACCAUGGACAGUCUCAAUUUGGACACAGUCUGGGUAGAAAAUAGGAAGAAUGGCCUGGUCUCGGAUGCUUUUUAAACUUAGCUCUCCAGUUAGGCCCCUUUGGGGGAAUCUGCCUCCUACUCGGCCUCUCCACCAUAGCUUCAUACUCAACCGCAGCACUCUCGCUUCCUGGGCCGUUUUACCUUACCCCCAUCCCAGGAGACUCAAGCCAAAAUUUCUGCAAGAGGAAAGAGUGAAUCCUAAAGACACCUCUUGCAGGGACAGCUUUUUAGUGCCAGCUUGCUAUCCCAGCUACCUGGGAGGCUGAGACGGGAGAAUUGAAAACUCAAGGCCUGUCUGGACUAUAGAGUAAGUCAAAGCCAGCCCGCGUAUUUCAGUGAGACCCUAUUUCAAAAUAAGAAGAGAUGGCUGGGGUGAAUCAGUGAUAGAGCCCGUGCUUAGAAGGUGGUGGCAGCAAUCAAGGUGCCAUGAAGAAAGAAUAUGAUUAGGGAGACCUUUGCUCUUAUGGGAGGUAGCCCACUGGAAGACAUGAGGGCCUUUGGGGGAGCCUAAGACAAUAUGGUGAGGUGGAAGCAGAGUGUGCGUAGACCCUGGAUAAAGGUCCCACCGAAGUGAGCAGGAGGCAAGCAGAGCUCGGGAAAGGAUGGUAGGUGUGGGGGGAGGGGACCAUUUACAAGUCUACAAAAUCUGCACGCAGGAGCACAUGAGUAUGGUUUUGGAAAGAAAGGGGAAAAUAGAGGAGAAAGUUGAAAUGGGAUUUUAAAAAAAGGCAUGCCCUGUUUAGCAACACAAAGAAACUGAAGCAAGAAUCCCACUCUGGUAGGGUCUCAGGGCGCAGGAAGGUUUCAGGAACAGGAAGGAGGGCAGUCAGUUCUAGAAGUGUAUUCCAAAGAGAGGUAAGCUGGACUGGAUCCUCUCUUCCAGGGUCUGGGAAUUGCUUUCUGGGAAGCCUAGUUUUCCAAUCCCCAAAAAUCGGGAUUCCAGCAGGGGGCAGCAGCAAGCUGUGGAAAACUAGCAGUUCCGGAGGGAGGUCAUAGGGAGAGAGCAAGGUGCUAAGGGCCAGGCAGGGAGCAGAGAUUCUGAGCGCACUCGGGGAAGCCCACCCCAGCUCCCUCCCAGCAGCUUUUAGUGUGGAUCCUUCCCUAGUGUAAAGCUGCAGAACUUACCAAGACCUCCCUAAGUUCCUUGCCUUUGGGGACACCUUACCUGAAAGUUUGUGGGUAGGGUGCUGCUUCUUGUUGGAGGCUUCAUAUCUGUAAUCAUUGACCAGGCUUUCUCCUGAAGACACAGUGGUCCCGCCUUCCCCUCCCCGUUAAAGGCUAUUCAGGAGCAAAGACAACACCUCCCCCAAAUGAUGGCUAGAGGCUGCUUCCUUCUCCCCAACUGCUUAUCUUCCCUACUCUGCUUUUUAGAAUUGCAGCUAAUUGAUAUCUGGGAUGUGUGUUGCGGGGUGGGGGAUCGAAACCACAGACCUUUUAUACAAUAAGAAGCUUUGCUUUUUUUUUAAUUUUCCUUUUUUUUUCUUGGUUCCUUUCCCUCCUCCAAAUGAUUGAAGACAUGAGCUGAGGGAGGUAGAAUGAGGUCUCUUGGUGCUGGUGGGCUGAAGGGGCCUAAGUUGUGGGCAGAUGCAGUUUCCUGUGGGCUCUGGGGGAGCCCCUCAUGUUGCUGUGUUCUGGUGAGCAGCCGGACCAAUAAACCUGCUUUUCUAAAAGGA
Messenger RNA from Mesocricetus auratus (golden hamster), 3263 nucleotides. RefSeq names its product caveolae associated protein 1 (gene Cavin1). Gene Ontology annotation, biological process: transcription initiation at RNA polymerase I promoter; termination of RNA polymerase I transcription. Lineage: Eukaryota; Metazoa; Chordata; Mammalia; Rodentia; Cricetidae. The transcript is spliced from 2 exons. The coding region runs from base 172 to 1347 and encodes 391 amino acids. Gene Ontology annotation, molecular function: rRNA primary transcript binding. Gene Ontology annotation, cellular component: cytoplasm; caveola. The record is from RefSeq and is a predicted model, not a curated record.